GCUAGCCAGGAUCCAGGCUGGCCAGGCCAGGCCAGCUCUCCCCGUGCCUUCCAUAUACACCCGCCCAUCUCUUCCCUUCCCCUUAUCCCUCGCUCCACCGGCUCGGCUCUCUCUGCCAUCCGUCUCUGCCGCCAAAUCGAAGCGGAUCGCGCGCGGGAGUUUGGUGCGCGCCAUGGAUCCGUGCCCGUUCGUGCGGGUGCUCGUCGGCAACCUCGCGCUCCGGAUGCCGGUGGCGCCGCCGGCCGCCGGCGCCGGGGCUGGGGUCCACCCGUCCACCUCGCCGUGCUACUGCAAGAUCCGGCUCGGGAAGAUGCCGUGCCAGACCGCCAACGCGCCGCUGCUGCUGCUGCCGUCCGACGGCGGCGAGCAGACGCCGCCGGCCUCGUCGGGUGCGCUCGCCGCCGCGUUCCACCUGUCCAAGUCUGAUCUGGAGUGGUUCGCGCGGAAGCCCUCGCUCUUCUGCCCUUCCCGUGGGGCGGCGGUCCUCAAGGUGUCCGUCUACGCCGGCCGGAAGGGGACUACCUGCGGCGUCAGCACGGGGCGGCUCCUCGGCAAGGCUACCGUGUCCCUCGAUCUCAAGGGCGCCGAGGCCAAGCCCGCGGUGCUGCAUAGCGGCUGGAUAUCCAUCGGCAAGCGCGCCGGCGGCGGGAAGGGUGGCAACGCGGCCGCGGAGCUCAGCCUGACUGUCCGCGCGGAGCCCGACCCGCGGUUCGUGUUCGAGUUCGACGGCGAGCCGGAGUGCAGCCCUCAGGUGAUGCAAGUCCGGGGCAGCAUGAAGCAGCCCAUGUUCACCUGCAAGUUCGGGUGCCGCACCAACAGCGACCUCCGGAGAUCAAUGGUGCCCAAGACGGAGCGGGAGGCGGCGGGCAAGGAGCGCAAGGGGUGGUCCGUGACGGUGCACGACCUCUCGGGCUCCCCCGUGGCGCUGGCCUCCAUGGUGACGCCGUUCGUGGCCUCGUCGGGGUCGGACCGCGUGAGCCGGUCUAACCCGGGGGCGUGGCUCAUCCUCCGCCCCGCGGGCGACGGCGCGUGGGAGCCCUGGGGGCGCCUCGAGUGCUGGCGCGAGCGCGGCGGCGCCGGCUCGUCGGACAGCCUCGGCUACCGCUUCGACCUCCUCGUCCCCGGCGUCGACCACGCCGUCCCCAUCGCGGACUCCACCAUCGCCGCGUCCAAGGGCGGCAAGUUCGCGCUCGACCUGACCGCCGCGCACCCCCUGAGCCGCGGCGGCACCCCGGGCUGCAGCCCGCGUGGCAGCGGCGACCUGAGCCAGUGGCCUCUGGGGAGCUACCGGGGCUUCGUGAUGUCGGCGGCGGUGGAGGGUGAGGGCCGGUGCAGCAAGCCCACGGUGGAGGUCGGGGUCGCGCACGUCGGGUGCGCCGAGGACGCGGCGGCGUUCGUGGCGCUUGCGGCGGCCGUGGACCUGAGCAUGGACGCCUGCAGGCUCUUCUCGCACAAGCUCAGGAAGGAGCUCUCGCACCUGAGGUCCGACGUUCUCCGGUGACCGGCGGACUCGGUCGGAUCACAAGCAAAAUUGUACAAAGGCAGCAGUAGUUGAGAAUCUAGGCAGUUUAGAUGUUCUUUAGUUGGUUUGUUGAAGUAGUUCGAUUUUGGUGAUCGGUUAGCUGGUUCAGAUCGCUUUAUUUUUUGUGAGCGGCAGUGAGGCGUGGUGUGAUUUUUUGUGGUUGGCUAGUUCACUUUUAGCCUUCUUCCUCUAUAAACAUGAGAGCUUUUGUGAUCAUCUACAA
Brachypodium distachyon (stiff brome) is the source of this 1745-nucleotide messenger RNA. RefSeq lists its product as uncharacterized. The record is from RefSeq and is a predicted model, not a curated record. Bases 173 to 1501 code for a protein of 442 amino acids. Lineage: Eukaryota; Viridiplantae; Streptophyta; Magnoliopsida; Poales; Poaceae. The transcript has a single exon.